Messenger RNA from Aphanomyces astaci, 992 nucleotides. RefSeq lists its product as hypothetical. The coding region runs from base 1 to 558 and encodes 185 amino acids. Gene Ontology annotation, molecular function: phosphatidylinositol binding. The transcript has 2 exons. The record is from RefSeq and is a predicted model, not a curated record. Lineage: Eukaryota; Oomycota; Saprolegniomycetes; Saprolegniales; Verrucalvaceae.
AUGGUGAACCUCCCUGCGAGCACGACACAGCACAUGGCAGAUUUCUCAACUUGCCUCGUCGACCACAUCAUGACUGCCAGCCACCACAAUACCCCCACGUACGAGAAGGACAAUGCCGCCACGACCGCUGUGCUCCAUAUCAAGGAAUGGAAGUACGCCAGGGCGGCCACGGGAUCGUACGUGGAAUUCACCGUCGUCAUCAACGAAACCCGUGCGGUGACGUCACCCCACCGUAACAUCCGCGUGAUCCAGAAACGUUAUGCGCAGUUCGCGGCGCUGCACGAAGCACUGAUAGACCUCGGAUUCGCCUUGCCGAAGAUGCCGACGGGGGACUUGUGGACAAACGUCCUGAUCAAGCUGACCCCACAUGCAGUCUUGGAUCGACGGCGCGGCGAGCUCCAGAACGUGCUCACAUGCAUCAGCCAGUCCCAGCAAAUGCAAUCCACGGCACCCUUCCGUGAGUUUGUGGCCACCAACACGUCUGCAAUGAACUACACGUCGCUUCGGGACGCCCAAUUCACGCCAAGCCACCAAAUCACCCGACAAGAAACCAAGUGACCUCGUUGCUUUACACCACCUUAAUCUAAUGACCUUCCCGACACAACUUGCCUGAACUUGGACUGUGGAAUCCUCAGCCCAUUUUCCACAGUGUGGAUAGUAUCGAUGAUGCACCUGCUACUGGAACCGGCGCACCAUUGAACAUGCACAGCGGACAUCGGAAUUGUUGCUACGUACCACCACCAACGCAGAAUACUCAACAACUUGACCAUGUGUCUUGUACUGGGGAACAUCGCCCCGAUGAAGCUGCUGCAGCACCCCAGCGCGUUAUUCACCUGAAGGAACCAUCUUUCCUGGGGACUAUGUACCCUGGUUUGGAAAUGCGGAGAAAUCAAUGUCGAAUUACUACACCACUUUUGAAAUGAAUUUCCAGUCAAUGUGAAAUGAACACGUUCGAAACACGACGAUUUUCAAAUCAACAUGAAUACUUGAAA